AUGGGCCUCCUCUCCAAACUAAACCACAUCUACUCCACCCUCCAAGCCCUCAAAGCCGAACUAACAGAAUCAAAAACCACAUUCGACAAUCUCCAAUCUCGAAUCUCAACCCCCACCCCCCCAGUAUCAAAUCCCACCCACUCACACUGGCAAAAUGACCCCUUCCAAAUCCCCCCUCAACCCCUCCCCACAUCAACAGACAUAAUCAUCAUCGGCUCAGGAAUCUCAGGCGCAAGCAUAGCCUACACACUCCUCCGCAAAAGCCAAUGUAAUAUCCUCAUGCUCGAAGCACGAGAUGUUUGCAGUGGCGCAACAGGCCGGAAUGGGGGUCAUAUCAAGUGCUCUGCGUAUAUGGAGUACUCCUCAUUCAAAGAUCGGUUUGGGGAGAGUGCUGUACAGCUACUGCGGUUUCAGAAACGUCAUAUGGGGCUGUUGCUGGGGUUGAUGGGGGAGUUGGAGAUUGAGGCUGAGGCUCGUGAGGUGGAGACUGUUGAUAUUUUUACUGAUGAGAAGGCGUGGGAGGAUGCGAAGCGCAUGGUCCAUGUGUUCAAGACUGAUAUGCCUGAAGAGGCUGGGGAUAUUGUUGUCUUUGAUGGUGUGGAUGGGUGUCAGGAAUACCAUGUUAAUCCAGAACAUUGCUAUGGGAUCAUCAAGUACAAGGCUGCUGCACUAUCGCCGUACAAGUUCAUUACAUCUAUUUAUGGGAUUUUACAGCAGAAUGACAACUUUGCAAUUUCACCCGGCACCAUUGUUACGGAGAUCAAUGCGGAUGGGGAUGGGUAUACGGUUUCCACAAGCAGAGGACGAAUCAAGGCUGCACAGGUUGUGCAUGCAACUGAUGGAUUUGCUGCGACCCUUAUUCCAGGAUUGGAGGGGAAGAUCUUCCCAGUGCGUGGACAUGUGACUGUGCAAUCUGGGUGUGGGUUUGAUGGCUCGAGAUCGUGGUGCAUUCACCACAAGCGUGGAUUCGACUAUAUUAGCCAGCGGCCUGGGGGUGAGUUGGUGGUUGGUGGAGGGGUGAUACAAUCGCCUGGAAGGGGGGUUGAUGAGUUUGGGGUAUGGAGGGAUGAUGGGCUCUGUUAUUCGAUCCGUGCGUAUCUGGGUGGUCUUGUUGAGACGAUUUUCAAGACGCAGACCAAGGUGGAACAGGCCUGGAGUGGGUGUAUGGGAUUCACGCCCGAUUUGUUGCCUUUUGUUGGGAGGUUGGAGGAGAGUCUUACGGGCAGGAAGGGGGGUGGGGAAUGGAUUUCUGCAGGGUUUCAAGGGGAGGGGAUGGUUCUUGCUUGGUUGUCUGGUGUGGCGGUUGGGUUGAUGAUUGCUGGCGAUGAAGAGUAUCAGGAUGAGGCGGGAAUUCCUGGGGGAAGAGUCAAGGAGUGGCUGCCGAGGGAAUUGAUAUGUUCGAAAGAACGGGUUGAUCGGUUGAGUGUGUCUGAUCUAGGUGUUCUGCUGUGA
Molecule: messenger RNA, 1452 nt
Organism: Penicillium salamii
Lineage: Eukaryota; Fungi; Ascomycota; Eurotiomycetes; Eurotiales; Aspergillaceae
Source: the annotation of a GenBank genome assembly